Tribolium castaneum (red flour beetle) is the source of this 4061-nucleotide messenger RNA. RefSeq names its product dispatched (gene disp). Gene Ontology annotation, cellular component: membrane. The record is from RefSeq and is a predicted model, not a curated record. The transcript is spliced from 9 exons. Gene Ontology annotation, biological process: smoothened signaling pathway. Lineage: Eukaryota; Metazoa; Arthropoda; Insecta; Coleoptera; Tenebrionidae. The coding region runs from base 533 to 3895 and encodes 1120 amino acids. Gene Ontology annotation, molecular function: transmembrane transporter activity.
GUGAUAUCCCGUCCGUGUCCCGGGAAUGCACUGAUAGUAACCUUGACUUGUUGGUAUGAGAGUGGCUGUGUCCUUGAAGUAUUGUAUUUGUUUAUAAACAGCUGACUUCCAUCUCGCCUGGCCUUGAUACCGCGCUGGGAGCCGCCCGGUUCGGGCGCAAUCGGCGGGCUCCGCUCGGUGCUUCACCGGCGAUUUUCUCGGAACUCGUGCGAUUAAAGUGGAUUUUUCGCGUUUUAUUCGCACAGCCGUCGCCUUGUUCGUCGGAGGAAUGUGACUCCAGGCUGGGUUUUUCGGUGCUGGCUGCGGCAAUUGUCUGGUGGGGUUCCACGAAGCGGUCGCGUUUUGGUGGUUAGUUUACCCGUUACCGCACCCGGCUGCCCGGACGAGCGAUCCAGGGUGGCUUUGGCUCCAUCAAAUAGGCCCUAAAAUGACCGGUUUUCGCACAAUUCAGCGCGCGGUUUUGAUAUUACAAGCAAUUUUUCGACGAGGGACUAGAAGCAAUCUCAAAUGGUAAAUGGAGUAAGCGUUAAAAAUGAAUUUGAAUUGGUUCGCACAUAUUAUCGUCCAUCACCCCUACAUCAUUAUAUCGGCAGUUGCUGUGUUCUCUGGUACAUGCCUGGUGAUACCUUUUACACUGAAAACCAAGCCCUUCAAAGACUUUUCGGACCCCAAAAUGGGCUUCACUACCAGAGGAACAGCUAUAUCAAACAGACUAACUGCUUGGAAGAACUUAGAUGAAUCAACUCGACCAUCAGGACAAUUUGCUAUUAACCCCAAAGAUAUUUUGAUAAAACGAAAUGUAACAUUUUUUAAACCUAAAGUUAAGAAAAAUGGAAAAAAGAAGAAAAACAAACAAAAAAACGAUUUUUCUAAUGUAACUUUGCCGCUCAAGUCGCCCCCUUCUAAACCACCAUUUCAGGUAUUUAUAAAUGAAGCAAGUAAUAAUCGCUCUGACAAUAGCUACGAAAAUAAUAACUGGAGGGCUCUACAAAACAUGUUGCACCCAAAAGCUGCUGAAAACGUCGCCGUCAAACCGGUCGAAAUCGACGGUUUUUUUUGUGGUUAUCCUGACGAACGAUUCGCUCACAUAGUAUUAAAAUCGAAAAACGCCGAGGACCUGUUUACUUUAAAAUCUUUACUGGCUCUGUGUCGCAUAGAGCACGAAUUUAUUGAAGCUCACUAUUACAAAGACUUGUGCAUUUCGAAUCAGGAUUACCACGUAAAGAAGUGCUGCAAGCCAUGGUCUUUAGCCAAUUACAUAGCAAUUUUACACAAUAGAACUUCGUGUUUAGCAAUUACGGAAGAAGACGUUAACGCAACAAAAACAUUAUUGAUAAAUUGUUCGCAAUAUUUUCAUAAACUGCAACUAAUGCAAGAUUGCUUCGAUAAGGGAUACUGUGAUGUACCGCUUGAAUGCGUUCGACACGAUGCCGUUUUUAAUGUACUUAAUUUUUUAACAAGCACGACGUUUCUGCCGCCUAAUAACACUCGGGAGAGUACAACGUUAGAAGAAACAAUGAUCUUUCUACCACUAGCAUGUAGUACAGCAAUUUUACCAUAUUAUCACGAGAUUAUUCAAAUGGACUUAGAAUAUGAAGGCAUAUCAGUUGUAGCAAUGGAAUUUGGGAUAAAAGAUGCUCUGUUUGACGAGUGCCUGUUACGGGACGCUUGGUUGAUGACUUCCGGGGCACUCUUUGUGUUAUUAUGCAUGUGGCUAUAUACGGAAUCAUUGUUCCUGACUAUCAUGACAAUAAUUGCAAUUAUAUUCUCACUGGGGAUUUCGUAUUUUAUGUACAUGCUCGUUUUUGAGCUGAAAUUUUUUCCGUUUAUGAAUUUGCUAGCUAUUAUUGUUGCAAUCGGUAUUGGAGCGGACGAUGCUUUUAUAUUUUGUAAAAUAUGGCACAAAGUUAAAGAAGAAAAAAAUAGCUCGAUAGUCAAACUAAUGGGUGAUACCUUCUAUCAUGCAUUUUUUUCGAUGUUUGUUACGUCCUUAACGACCUCGGUGGCUUUCCUGGCCUCCUAUGCCAGCUCUGUGACGGCAAUAUGUUGUUUCAGCAUAUUUUCGGGGACGGCCGUAAUAACGAAUUUUUUUAUGAUGAUCACUUGGUUCCCCGCAUGUGUUGUAAUAUGGGAGCGCUCAUGUUGUUCAAAUGUUGAUUUAGCGAAAAGUUGUUUAAUGGCGUGCUUGCAACGUUGGUGUUGUUCAAAACUGAUAAAACCGACUUGGAACUUAUCAACGACAUGGCCGAAAUGUUCAUUUUUGGGGAGAAUCUGGAGUUCCAAAGAGCGUUUCUUGUUAGACAGUGUUGUCAAUUUCAGAUAUAUAUGGUUGGUUAUAUUGUCCAUAAUAGGUUUAAUAAGUACGAUCGUUGUGAUUUAUUAUCCGAAAUUUCAACUACCUGACUCAUCCGAAUUCCAACUGUUCGACAGCUCGCACCCCUUCGAACAAUACGAUUUUAAAUACAAAUAUCACUUUUGGUUCAGACGCGAGGAAAGGGAGAAUUUGGUUGGCGUUAAUUACAAGCUUCCGUUACGUUUUGUCUGGGGUGUUUUACCCGUGGACAAUGGCGACCAUCUGAACCCGGAGAGUUACGGCAAAUUGGAGCUGGAUCCGGACUUCGAUAUAUCUCAACCGGAAUCUCAAGUGUGGCUCUUGAAGUUUUGCAAGCGCUUGCAACGCCAGCCCUUUUUCCAACCCACCUUUGGGCCCCUUUUGCCAAACUGUUUCAUUGAAACGUUCAUGCGCUCGAUGCAGAGGGAUUGUGUUGACUCGUUUUCUCAAAGAGAUUGGUCACCUUGUUGCAAAAUGUCCACGUUUCCGUAUAACAGUAGCGUGUUUUAUGAAUGCAUAGUGGAAGAGAUGACGGAUAUUUACGAAACACCUAGUCAAUAUUUGAUACCUGGAAUGGCCGGUCCGAAAUUUUCUAAAGACCAAUUUCCGACAAUAAAAGCUGUUAUCGUAGAGUAUGAUAGUAAUUAUAGUUAUUCAAUGUCUUAUGAAUACAUGCAUGAAUUUUACACGAAAGUCGAGAACUGGAUGAUUGAGGAGCUGAAGACGGCUCCCAAGACAAUGAAAAACGGCUGGUUCAUCAGCGAGUUGGAGUUCUACGACUUGCAGAGAGAGUUAUCGGAAAAUACUAUAUUAGCAAUUAUAGUGUCAAUGGGAUUAGCUUUAAUAGUCUUGCUUCUAUCAACAUUGAAUAUUUUGACAAGUUUAUACGCGAUUUUAACUAUAACGUGCAGUAUUUUUGUAACUGUUGCAGUACUAGUUCUGUUAGGGUGGAAGUUGAAUAUUUUGGAGUCUAUAACUGUCUCGACAGCUAUAGGUCUUACUGUAGAUUUUAGUUUACAUUACACUGUGAAUUAUAGAUUAUGUCCACUUGCUCUGGCAGACGAGCGGAUCGCUGCUACCAAGUACGCAUUGUCUUACAUGGCAGGUCCUGUAUUGAUGGCAGCAUUAACAACCGGGGCGGCUGGAGCAUUCAUGAUGCCCUCACUAAUCUUGCCAUACAUACAGAUCGGAAUAUUCCUUGUAACUGUAAUGAGUGUUAGUUGGAUAUAUGCCACAUUCCAUCUGGGUGCUAUGUUGGCCAUUAUUGGACCCCAGAAUCAGUUCGGCCAAUUCCACUAUUCCAAGCUUAGUUGUUGUCCUUCCAGUAAAUCAAAAACGUCCUCUAGCGACCGAAAUCGUCCUGUUAAUCACUCCUCUCUCUCAGAUACACACGAAUUAGAUUCGUUGACUUGCAAGAGUGGAGUACGGCCUAUUCCGAGACCCCUCCAAAGGUCUCUCAGUACUGGCGGGGCUGGCAAAAACAACCACAAUAGAUAUGUUUUUACCGAUCAAUCACCCUCCGCCACCAGCGCCAUUACUAUUAUCAUGGCCGAUGACAAUUAAAUGUAACAUUAGGACUAAAUGUUCUGUGAUAUACUCUGUAUUUCUUUUAUUUUUAUUUCGAUUUUUACAUAAAUGCUCUUUCAACAACUAUCAUUUACCCUUGUUCAAAUGGCAUUUAAGUAACAAACGUACACAUAUAUAAAUUAAAUAUAUAUUAUAGAAAGGA